AAAGAGUUAGAAAACAGAGCCCUAAAUAGAAUUAAAAAUAAACCUUCUUUUACUGUCAACUGUCAACUUUUUACAUUGACAUUUUGACACUUCACUCAUUUUCUUUCUGUCUCUUUUCUUUUGUCAAAACAGGCGAAAGGUAGUGUAUCAAGAUGUUGAUGCCAAAACAAAACCGUGUCUCUAUUUAUGAAUACCUUUUUAAAGAAGGUGUUAUGGUAGCGAAGAAGGACUACCAUGCACCCAAACACCCAGAUCUUGAGAAGAUUCCUAACCUCCAAGUUAUUAAAGCUAUGCAGUCUUUGAAAUCUAGAGGAUACGUCAAGGAACAGUUUGCGUGGAGGCAUUUUUACUGGUACCUCACAAAUGAAGGUAUUGAGUACUUGAGAAUCUUCCUUCAUUUGCCCCCUGAAAUUGUACCAGCUACCCUCAAGAGAUCAGUACGUACUGAGACUGUAAGGAGAGGUGCCGUUGGCCGCCCUGAUGCCCCAGCUCGCUCGGCUGAAGAUCGCUCUGCAUACCGUCGUGCUCCCACUACUCCUGGUGCUGGUGGACAUGAUAAGAAAGCUGAUGUUGGUCCAGGAUCUGCUGGUGUUGAAUUUAGAGGAGGAUUCGGACGAGGCAGGCCAGCUGCACCUUAAUUAAGCAAAAUAAAUAUAAUUCUGUAA
Bicyclus anynana (squinting bush brown) is the source of this 665-nucleotide messenger RNA. It is a transcript of the gene RpS10b, whose product is annotated as 40S ribosomal protein S10. Gene Ontology annotation, cellular component: cytosolic small ribosomal subunit. The record is from RefSeq and is a predicted model, not a curated record. The coding region runs from base 153 to 638 and encodes 161 amino acids. The transcript is spliced from 4 exons. Gene Ontology annotation, molecular function: RNA binding; structural constituent of ribosome. NCBI's taxonomy places the organism in Eukaryota, Metazoa, Arthropoda, Insecta, Lepidoptera, Nymphalidae.